AUCUCGGAGGUUAACGUAGGGUUCAACUGUCCCUGUCUUAUUGCAACUGAUCACUAGACCUGGUCUGAAGACAGAGCCACUCCCGUCGUGUAUUGUAGCGGCAUUCGAUGGCUUUAACGGACGACAUUUCUCGCAAGCGAGCAAAGUUGGAACGUUGUCCCCCAGGGCAUAAUAGGUGGGAUGCUGCUCUCUAUGAGCUGGCGGAUGCCCUUCGCGGGAGAUAUGAGAAAGAGGAUGAAAUCGACGACUUGAACGAGGCGAUCACCUGCACUGCGCGGCUUUGGAACUCCGACUAGUCGAGGACGACACGUAUCAUCGGUCUUUGUCACUCAACGAUCUAGCGCUCUGUCUUUCAUGUAGAUAUGACAAACAGGGGA
Messenger RNA from Pisolithus orientalis, 377 nucleotides. RefSeq lists its product as uncharacterized. The record is from RefSeq and is a predicted model, not a curated record. Bases 108 to 296 code for a protein of 62 amino acids. The transcript has a single exon. NCBI's taxonomy places the organism in Eukaryota, Fungi, Basidiomycota, Agaricomycetes, Boletales, Pisolithaceae.